CUUGUUUUCUUGGCGUGUGGGUAACCACAACUCAUCACACCAGGACUAUAUAUACUCACAAAUAUAUUCUCAUGUAGCGGCCAAAUUCAUAACUCACAGUCCAAAGAAACAACAACCCACAAAAGAGUUAUAUAAUCAUCCGAUGGCAUCUACUGAGAACCCUGACCCAGAAACUGGCAAAUCUGAACCGAUUCCCGCAUCGGCUACAACACCACCUCCCUCAGCCGCUAGUUUCCUAGAUUGUCGUAAAAUAGACGUUAUAAUAAGAGUUCUGCUUUUCUCCGCCACUCUGACUGCUCUUAUAGUAAUGGUGACCAGCGACCAGUGCCGGCCCGGAGGACAGGCCACCCAAGCCACCGCUUGGGGCACCACAUUUUUUUUUUUAAGGGUCUCCGUUUACCUAGCGUCCUUAGACAUGGUGAUGCUGGGGAUUUUGGCGUCUGCAACGGGAACGGCGGGAGGAGUUGCGUACAUAGCGUUGAAAGGAAACAAAGAAGUUGGGUGGAACAAGAUUUGUAAUGUCUACGACAAGUUUUGUCGUUACAUCGCAACUUCGCUUGCCUUAUCUCUCUUUGCUACACUUCUUCUUCUAGUUUUAUCCAUUUGCUCAGCUCUCUCCAAGAGAACUCCAUGAACAAAACAAAAGCUCUAAAUCCCUCGUCUUUCUGAAUUCUGAUUCAAAUCUAAAAUCAAGUUUCUUUCUUCUCAAUCCAUUGUUUUUACGAUCUUUGGUUUUU
Molecule: messenger RNA, 737 nt
Organism: Arabidopsis lyrata subsp. lyrata
Lineage: Eukaryota; Viridiplantae; Streptophyta; Magnoliopsida; Brassicales; Brassicaceae
Product: CASP-like protein 1D2
Exons: 4
Coding region: 143-634 (163 amino acids)
Source: RefSeq, a predicted model, not a curated record